Macrosiphum euphorbiae (potato aphid) is the source of this 450-nucleotide messenger RNA. NCBI's taxonomy places the organism in Eukaryota, Metazoa, Arthropoda, Insecta, Hemiptera, Aphididae. The record is from the annotation of a GenBank genome assembly.
AUGACUAUUAUUGAUAUUGGACACUUCUUACGUAACUCUAAGGAAGCCUUAGAAAAUUUGUUAUUUAAUAUGGCAAACAGUUUAACCUCUCGUUCUCUAGUGUUUCAAAUGAUAAAUGGUCAAACAUUAAAUAAAAAAUCAUUUUGUUUUUUAAAAAUACCAAACGAGGGUUUAAAAUUGUUCAUCAAGGUGAUGACAGAGGUAAAUGUUACAAUUAUAUUUUUUGCUCAAGCUCGUGAGUUGUCUAAAGUAAAGAGUACGACUGUUCAAUUACCACAAACUUUAUUUGGACACAAUUUACGGUCCAUGUUGGUGGACCAAUUUAAUUUAUUGGCGAUAGGAAACACAUUUAUAUUAGCUGUCAAUGAGAAUUAUAUAUCUGACAGUUCUCAAAUUACCUUAAAAGAAAAGGAUAUUGUGGCUGUUAUUCCGCCCAUAAGUGGAGGUUAA